Messenger RNA from Saccostrea echinata, 1665 nucleotides. RefSeq lists its product as uncharacterized. Lineage: Eukaryota; Metazoa; Mollusca; Bivalvia; Ostreida; Ostreidae. The transcript has 2 exons. The record is from RefSeq and is a predicted model, not a curated record. Gene Ontology annotation, biological process: DNA replication. The coding region runs from base 1 to 1665 and encodes 554 amino acids. Gene Ontology annotation, molecular function: nucleotide binding; DNA-directed DNA polymerase activity; DNA binding.
AUGAGAUACGUGGACGUCUGUUCCUUAUACCCUUACGUAUUAAAACACAGACUUUUUCCCCUAGGCCAUCCUCAGAUCAUAACAGACCAAUUCCAGGACGUGAGAACUUAUUUCGGCCUCAUUCAUUGUCGGGUCUUACCACCCCGAGGGCUUUAUCACCCCGUUUUACCUUAUCGCACGGGAGACAAGUUAUUAUUUCCAUUAUGUCGAACCUGUGCGGAACGACAGGUCUCUACUUCUAAACAUCGAUGUCAACACACAGACCAGGAACGCAGUCUUACAGGUACUUGGGUGAUUACAGAAUUACAUAAAGCCCUAGACAUGGGAUAUACUUUAGAGCGGAUUUACGAGGUUUGGCAUUUUCCAGAAAGCAGUCAAGAUUUAUUCAGAUCUUACAUCGAUACCUUCUUAAAGAUCAAACAGGAAGCGUCUGGAUUCCCACCUGAUUGUCAGACAGAGGAACAGAAACUAGAUUACAUUCGUAAAGUAAUAGACAGAGAAGGCAUUAGAAUGGACCUAUUAAGUAUAGAAAAAAAUCCGGUGCGAAGAACGAUAGCCAAACUCUUUUUAAAUUGCUUGUGGGGAAAAUUCGCUCAACGCCUCUUAUUACCUAAAACUCGAUACUUGACCGAAGAAGAGGAAUUACAGCAACUCUUACAAGAUUCGACCAUUGACAUCAAAGGGAUAGAACUCUUAGAAAAUAAAGAGCAGCCCGAAUCGGACAUGAUGCUGGUGAAUUAUCAAGAGAAACAGGAAUUUGUAGAAGAGUGUCCCUUCGGAAACGUGGUACUGGCCUGUUUCACUACCGCUCAUGCCCGAUUACACCUCUACGAGACUUUACAACCUUUAGGAGAUCGGGUCCUUUAUUUCGAUACGGACAGUAUCAUAUACCAACAUAAGGAGAGACAAUUUAAUCCUACCCUUGGCCAUAGUUUAGGAGAAUGGACCGAUGAAUUAGACGGGGACCACAUUAUCAAAUUCAUGUCAGGAGGCCCUAAAAAUUAUGCUUACCUCACCGCCAAGGGAAAUUCCGUGUGUAAAGUCAAAGGAUUGACUCUUAAUUAUCGGGCUUCCUAUAUCGUAUCACCAGAGACAUUAGAAAAAAUGCUCAAGAAAGAAAUGGAUGAAAUCCAAGUCUCGGAGCCAGAGGGGCUUCCUGUUUACCCUAACUAUGCUCUGCUCUUAAAGAGAGAAGCUACCUUUAAAGAGGGAUGGCCCGAGUCUUUAAAAGGAUUAUUACCCAACCUAGCCAAAGCCGGAUUUUAUUACAGGGGAGUGAGUGAUAAGACCAUCUGUUUUCAUUGUGGUAUGACUUUAAACUGCUGGAAACCUACAGACGAUCCUUAUGUAGAACAUGCUUAUUGGAACCCUAAUUGUCCUUACAUCAAUACCUAUAAAGGACGUGAGUGGGUGAUGAUCAUAUUCAUUAACCAUUUACUCCGGGUGGGAUACAAAGUUUCACCUGAAAUUAAACCUCUACUAGAGCAAACCUCUACAGAGAUUCAGGCCACAGGAAAAUGUCACAUUUGUUUAGAGGGAGAAUUACAAAUGGCUUUACUCCCUUGUGGACACGUAUGUUGCUGUUCAUUAUGUGCUCCCACCUUCCGGUAUUGCCCCAUUUGUCGAUCCGAUGUGAAGAGAACCCAACGUAUAUUUCUGUGUUGA